AUGUCGCUACCCCUGAGCGAGGACAAACCGUACAGACAGGCCUCGAACUCGUGCAAGCGCCUGUACGAGGAAAUGAUCGCAUGCUACCAGAAAUCGCCCUGCAUGCAAAGCGGCGAGUUCACCUUCGAGCAGUGUCGCCACAGUGAAGAUCCUCGGCAAGUGACGGCUCACUGCAUCACGCUGCGCAAGGCGUACGGACAGUGUCGCCGCAACUUGCUGAACCCUCAACUGAGAAUGCGGGGGAACAUGGUUGGCUCUUGA
Molecule: messenger RNA, 261 nt
Organism: Neospora caninum
Lineage: Eukaryota; Apicomplexa; Conoidasida; Eucoccidiorida; Sarcocystidae
Exons: 2
Coding region: 1-261 (86 amino acids)
Biological process (GO): mitochondrial respiratory chain complex IV assembly
Cellular component (GO): mitochondrion
Source: RefSeq, a predicted model, not a curated record